This is a messenger RNA of Numida meleagris (helmeted guineafowl), 2327 nucleotides long. RefSeq names its product centromere protein Q (gene CENPQ). NCBI's taxonomy places the organism in Eukaryota, Metazoa, Chordata, Aves, Galliformes, Numididae. The transcript is spliced from 9 exons. Bases 156 to 1007 code for a protein of 283 amino acids. The record is from RefSeq and is a predicted model, not a curated record.
GCCUUGCUCCCGCCCUUCUACGCGGAGGGCGGUGGCGCGCAGUGCGCGUGCGCCCGGUUGCGCGCGGGGGAUACGGUUUGCUAACGGCUCGGCGGGCUGACGCGAAUCGGCGGUGGUGGUGGUGGUGGGAGCGUUGAGCAAGCGGCGGGGUGACCAUGAAGCGCCGCCGUGCAUCUUCCAGUGAAAAGGGAGAGGUCACCGAUGAGGAAACAGUGAGAAAACCCACCAAGUCACAUAACCAGCAGCGACCUACCGGCCAAGAGAAGGGAAUGGGGGAAGAAGGAAGAAAAAAAGCUCAAAAAAGAAAGCAUAUCGCUCGGACAGUCGAAAGGAGAGAUGAGGAACAUGAGGACUCUUCCUCUGCAGGCGAAAAAGGUCAUUCAAAAAAAGUGAAGCUAUCCAGUGCUAAGCUAGCAUCGUGGCAACCGCUCUCAGAGAGCAGCAGGAAGUUUCUGGAAAGUGUAAUGAACUCAGGAAUACUAUCUAUUUUGUGCCAACAAAAUAAGGAGAAAGAAGAUGUUCAGAAACACCUCAAUUUGCUGGCAGAAAGGAUGCUGAGAACCUUCAAGACCCUAAAGGUACCCUCAGGGAAGCUGAGCAACCUGAACAACAUCCUGAGCCUUCAAGUGGCACAGAAACAAAUGCUUGAGAUGAACGAAACAGCUUUGGUGGAAUUGCAGGAAGAAAUAAAUGAAGCUGAGAAAUCAGCAGAACAUACAGAAGAAACUAUACAGAGACUGCAGCAUGACAUCCAGGUGCUCAAGAAUGAGUUAGAGGUAGAAGAAAAAAAGGCCAGGAAGCUGUUCCGGGAAGGUGACACUAAAGAACUCCACCUUCCAGAACUCCCCAAACGCAGCUUACAGGCACCCACUUUGCAGGAAGAAAUUUUGAUGGUAAAAAAUCAGAAGGGUCUUUUAGAGGAUAUGAACACUAUUCAGCAGUCAGCUGAUAUGAGGAAUAUGUUGACCUUCAUUGAAAAGAUCUAUGAGAAGGUGGACUUCAUUUGAGGAAGAUGAAAUGUUUGGAGUCUUCUCUGAAACAAGAGGACUUAAGCCAGCGUGCUCUGUGGUACAGUGGGACACUGGUCAUGGAAAUGGCGUUUUGUUCCUAAUGGCUUUACUGUUGUCCUGCCCAAUAUAAAACGAGGUGUAAAUUUGCAUCUGCAUUUUAUUUUUUGGACCUGUUAUGGCUUUUAAUGUUGAAAUCUGUUGUCUUAGGAGAAGGGAGGGAGGAAGGCAGUGCCUGUGUUUACUUAGGUAAUUUUAUACAGUGAAGUAACCUAUUGUAUUUGGUCUUUUUGUAUUUCAUCUGUAAAUUGUUGAAAGCAUACCUCUUAAACUAACACUUAUUUUGGGAUUAAGUCCUCUUUAAACCUGAAAUAUAGUACAAAUAUGUUUAUCUCAUGCUCAGUUGCAAGUCUCCUUAUCAACUUUUUAUUAAAAAAAAAACAAACAAACAUAAAGAAGCCUCCAUGGCAGGAGAUCAAAAUUCCUGUCAAAUUGAUAGAAAUAAUUCAUUUCUAUUUACAUUUUCAUAUUCACUGCCUCUAAAAAUACAUUCAUACAUUGUUUAUCCUCACGGUUGGAGAGAGCAGAUGAGAAAAUUAGAGCAAAUUUCUAAAUUGCAAGUUGUGUACUCACCUCAUUUAAUUAACUGCCAGUUCUUUUCCAGCUUUAGAGAAAGAAAAUGAAGUCAAACGUCCAUUUUCACAUGCACUUUCAUCUCCUGUGUUUUUUCCAGGGUAGAGUUUCUACCUUAAAUGGUUGAGUUAUUAAAUAGUGCUUUCUGUAGCCAAACUGUCAGCUGGAUCAUAGUGCUCUUUGCAUUGACUUACCACACAGAUGCUUGUUCUGUUGCUUGCAAGCUCUUAACGAAACAUGAGAUGAUCAUCUCAUAUUUCCUUCUUCUACACUUACGAGAAGGAAAACCAGGUUAUACUUAUAGAUAUUUCUAAUUAUUUAUUCAAGCUUUGGAUCACUCUGCUAGGGGAGUGCUUACUGACAUGACUGUACGUUGUUUAUAAGAUACUGUAAAUUUUAAUGAGAGGACUCUCUCCUCAUUUCCCUGAUGCAGGAGAAGGGUCUGACAAUAAUGAUGAAACUUGUAAAAGCUUUGCAAUCUUAUCCUUUCUGUCCUGUUUCCUGCUUUGGUUGCAGAAUAUCCUGAGUCGCUUCUGUGACACCUGGAAGUAACUGAAACUUCAGUUUCACAAAUAUUGGCUUUGGGUAGGUGAACUACAAGCCUCAGAUUUGUUGAGAUACUGCAGGAAUAUCAAUCCACGUUCCAUAUCAGCUCUACCUUGUGCUCAAAUAAAGCAUCUUUCUGCA